Molecule: messenger RNA, 237 nt
Organism: Jaminaea rosea
Lineage: Eukaryota; Fungi; Basidiomycota; Exobasidiomycetes; Microstromatales
Exons: 2
Molecular function (GO): RNA binding
Source: RefSeq, a predicted model, not a curated record
AAUCCAGGAAACAACCUCCACGUCUCUGGCCUCGCGGCUCGCGUUACGGACCAGGAUCUGGAUGACGCCUUCAAGAAGUUUGGCGUGAUUACCAAAGCGCAAGUCAUGUACGACCCUCACUCGCGCGAGCCUCGCGGCUUCGGCUUCGUGACCUUUGAGACUUCCGACGAGGCAGAGGCCGCCAUCAGCGCCAUGGACGGAAUGGAGCUCAUGGGACGCAACCUCAAGGUUCAGCGG